CCUCAAGUGGUACAGGCGAGCACAGGUCACCUAAUAUUGUCACACAUUAUUGUUCAGUGCAUCAGUUCCGAUCUUUAGUGCUGACAGAUUGGAGAACACCAGGUCCCUCUCUACGUCUAUGGCGUGUCACUGCCAGAGUGAGGGCUGCGGGAUGCGGUGGUUCCAGAGGGGGUCGCAUGCGUCCGCCAGUGCCGAGGCAGACGCCUCCCCCCGCCUGCUGAGUCUGUCCCCCCUGCGACAGGAUGGGGAUGCGGCCACUCCACACCUGGCCACUCCACAUUCACACAGCUCACGGCUAGAUAUGUCGUCAAAUGUGUGGGAAAGACGUAACAGCAAUGAAAGUGAGGAGUUGAACCUGUACAAUGUGAGGCAGCAGUUGGUGGUGGUGGAGAGGACACCCGAAACUCAGCAGCAGAGUCUGAGGCACGACUGGCAAGCGGACCUCACCCCACAGACCAAAGGACAACCGCAGCCGCGACAUCUACUGGGCAAAGAGAAGCGCAACCCUCUACUAGAGAAAGUGAAAAACACCAAACUGUCCUGCUUCAAAUCAACCGACCAGCUGAUUGUUGAUGAUUGCAAUACCGGAGUAGUCACGACCAACGACAAGGAGCAGUUGAUAGCUGCAAGGGGCAAUGGUCUCAGGCGACUGGCCGCCUCAAUAGAUGAUCUAGUAGAUGAUGAAGGGGAUGAUGAGUUCUUGAAAGCAGCCAGUGUCAGAGGAUCGUUUUCAUGCAGCAAGAUAGAUAGGGUAUCGUUGAUCUCUCAGCACAAAGGUCACCAAAGACAGUUCAGUGUGUCAUCUUCCAAUGAGAAUGUAGUCUACCUGAACAAUAACAGCAGGACAGAAGUACUCGAAGACUCAGGUGCAGAUGUGGGUGGUCGAUGCUCAAAGACAGGCAACAGUGAGUCCAACUCCUGUCUCUCAGCCAAGCUGAGAGCUAUGUCUGAAAAGUAUCUGAAGUCUUCAACCAGUAGAAUCCUUGCCAAACUCUACAGAAAUGGGUCCAAGAGUGAUGUGAAUGGACCAGAGAAGUCGUGUUCCGGUAAGGCGAAAUUGAGGAGCUUUUCUUAUGGCACACUACCGGGCAUGGAGGAGUUCCAGAGGCGCCACAACCCACUCUACCAGGAGGAAGAUGACUUGAGGUUCGGAGAGGACGACCGCCAUCGUCCACCGGACGAGGAUUCGGACAGUGGCAUCCUGGUCAACGGCUCCAUAGACUCGUCGUUCUGCGGUGUUGCCGCUCCCAUCACGACGUCGCAUGUUCGCAGCGCUUCACAGAUCGGCCAGCAACCACCUGCACCACCACCCCCUCCACCCAUCCCUCCUCAUCGAGAGUUCUUGUCAACGAUCAGCAGUCUUUCUGGACGUCAGUUCAAAGUUGUCAAACUGUUGCGCAGUGAAGCUUCUGAGGAGCUCGGAAUUUUCAUUGCCAAAACAAGAAUGACAAGGGAAAGUGGAGUGGGCUACACCAUUGCCCACAUUGUACCUGGAGGAUUAGCUGACAGGGAAGGUUCUCUGAAGGUGGACGACGAAAUCAUCAAUGUGAACGGCAGACGACUGAGGGGCCUGACAAUGUCGGCAGCAAGGGAAGUCCUACUUAACGGUCCUCAAGAGGUGGACAUUGUUAUUGCAAGAGAUACUCAAGGAUCUACAAGCAACAAAACAAAUGAAGAAGUGGAAGAGCCUGUUAAGGAGGCCUUGAAGACUGAGAAGAAGACUGAGAAAAUGGUGGAGAGCUCUGUCGACUAUGAAAAUAUUCUAGUGUUGCCCAGGAUGAAAUCAGAUGACCAAAGGACAGUUUUUCUCAAUGAACUGAUAGCAGACGGCAGUCCAAAGUCACUUUCGGCGAUUGACUCGAGGAGGGAACGACUGACUGAGGAGAGAAGAAGUUGUAAACCAUCUAAGCGAAGGCAUUACCAGAAGAACAGCAACAGCAUCAACAAUAAGCUGUUGAGGAGAGCUAUAGUCAGCUACACAAACAGUCAGAAAGCAGUGAGUGCUGAUGAGAGGGAGAGGUGUACUGACGAAAGCAUCUCACUCCCGCACCAACUGUCCACUUUCGAAAAUCCGGCCACUGAUUUCUGCACUCUGCCCAGAAGGCCUCGUUCGGCCCUCUCCUCACUGCACACCCUUGUCUACGAAAAAGGUCCGGGAAAGAAGAGCCUUGGCUUCACCAUAGUCGGUGGAAAGGACUCUCCGCGGGGAGCCAUCGGAAUUUUCAUCAAAAGUGUGCUGGAAAAUGGACAGGCGGCUGAAGAUGGAAGACUGAGAGAAGGUGAUGAACUGCUUGCGGUUAACGGGCAAGUGUGUCAUGACCUGAGCCAUGCCGAGGCUGUCACCCUGUUCAAGAGCAUAAAGGCCGGACCAGUCAUCUUGCAUGUUUGUCGGAGGGUACGCGCCUCUACAACAUCUUCGAAAGCCAAGUCUUGUACAGAUUUAAUCGCGAAUUCGAGGAGUAAUGAAGAAUGAUAGUUCUGGAGAAAUCAACUUAUUCGAUCGUAGAUUAGCAGGAAAACUGUAUUCGAAUACAGUUUGCUCAAUCGUACUUGAUAACCAAUAUUCAUGUGGAAGAACUAGUCUUAAAAAAUAGUUAUUAGUCCAUUUUCUUACUCUGUUAGAUUAGGAACCAUACUCGUUCAGAAAGCAGAAUAUGUAAGUGGUUUUAUUCUCCAAACCACUGCACUCUACAUUCAGGCUUUCGGUAAAAAG
Nilaparvata lugens (brown planthopper) is the source of this 2713-nucleotide messenger RNA. RefSeq lists its product as uncharacterized. The transcript is spliced from 6 exons. Gene Ontology annotation, molecular function: protein binding. The coding region runs from base 119 to 2473 and encodes 784 amino acids. NCBI's taxonomy places the organism in Eukaryota, Metazoa, Arthropoda, Insecta, Hemiptera, Delphacidae. The record is from RefSeq and is a predicted model, not a curated record.